AUGCUUAUUGCAUGGCGUACGGCGGUUUCUUUUUUUUGUCUGAAUGGGCGUGUCGUCAUCGUGCACACCCCCUUUUGCGCCGGCGGGGUGCUUGGCGGUGGGGACGGUGACGUUAUUGCAGCAAAAAGAGGACGUCUAAGUUGUGAAAUAAAUAGCCUCUUUUUUUUUUUUUGUUUUGUGUUGAGACAAACGGGAUGCGUAGUGGUUAGGGGAGGGCUUGUUUACUUCGGUGGAAGGACAACCUCUGUGGGAAACAAGUCAAAACAGCAGGAGGAGGAGGGAAAGGCAAAAGGACGGAUGCAGCCCGCGAAGGUUCGUGUUGAGGAAAAAGAUCAGGACCCGCUGGAGUGUGUUCUGCGAUUGCCUCUUCGAGCUGCGGAACCCGCGCAAAUCAUGAUACAGGUGCUGCGCGUGGAACCGCCCGUGCCCGGGACGUCAAGGGAGGUUCAGCUUUGGGCGGAUGAUAGCACACGGUCUACAGUCUACGUCAAAAUAGAGGCGUCACAGGAACGUUCACUACGCGCGGCAGUAGGAGCACUGUUGGAGCAGGUCAAACUUAUUUUGAGGACGAUGGACGCAUUCCCUGUCAUUGCACGCCACAAUGCGUAG
Trypanosoma cruzi is the source of this 609-nucleotide messenger RNA. RefSeq lists its product as uncharacterized. The record is from RefSeq and is a predicted model, not a curated record. The transcript has a single exon. Bases 1 to 609 code for a protein of 202 amino acids. NCBI's taxonomy places the organism in Eukaryota, Euglenozoa, Kinetoplastea, Trypanosomatida, Trypanosomatidae.